Messenger RNA from Microsporum canis CBS 113480, 3723 nucleotides. RefSeq names its product multidrug resistance protein 4. The record is from RefSeq and is a predicted model, not a curated record. Gene Ontology annotation, biological process: transmembrane transport. Gene Ontology annotation, molecular function: ABC-type transporter activity; ATP hydrolysis activity; ATP binding. Gene Ontology annotation, cellular component: membrane. The coding region runs from base 1 to 3723 and encodes 1240 amino acids. Lineage: Eukaryota; Fungi; Ascomycota; Eurotiomycetes; Onygenales; Arthrodermataceae. The transcript has 6 exons.
AUGUCAGACCAAGGCGCAGGCUCCCCCUCCCCUCCACCUCUGCUGUCUAGCCUGAAGUUAGACGAGCAUGAGAAAGAGAUUCUCAAACGCCAAAUACAUACUCCGGAGCCGCGGAUGAGUCGCUUGGAGCUUUUAUAUACCUGUGCAACAACCUUUGACCUACUUCUCCUGGUCAUCAGUUCAAUUACAGCGAUAAUUGGAGGAGCCAUUCAACCCAUAUCUUUCCUCUUUCUAGGAGGCUUGGCCCAGGCAUUCAAGGACUUCUUCCUGGAAAAGGCUCCGGGUUCUCAUCUCUUAUCCCUAGUCGCAAGAUUCGCUCUGUACUAUGUAUACAUAGCCAUUGGACAGUUCGCUUCGACGUAUAUCUCUACAGCCGGGUUCAUGAUAGUAGGGGAAAAAAUAACCCAACGACUCCGUGAAAAAUAUCUCGCUGCUAUCCUCCGCCAAAAUGUAGCAUUCUUCGAUGUCUUGGGAGCGGGAGAAAUAACAACAAGAAUUACCGCUGAUACGGAUCUCAUCCAAGAUGCCUUAACGGGCAAACUCUCCCUGACGCUGUACUCCUGUUCCUGUUUUGGGACGGCUUUUAUCAUUUGCUUUGUGAAAAGCUGGCGCAUGGCUCUCAUUCUGAUAUCUGCAAUUGUGGCAGAAGUUGGAUCCAUGAGUAUAUGCUCUUCGUUUAUGGUCAAGUAUACUAAGAUGUCUUUAUCGGCAUAUGCAGACGGAUCAACAGCUGCCGAGGAGGCCAUUAGUUCAAUUAGACAUGUUACUGCAUUUGGGAUUCAAGACAAGCUGGCCGAUAGAUAUCAGAAGUUUCUUACCAAGGCAGAGGGCUCUGGUCUCAGGAGUCGCCUUGCCCUGGCGGCCAUGAUGGCCAUUAUGAACUGUGUCAUAUUCUGGACCUAUGGGCUAACAUUCUGGCAAGGGUCACGUUAUCUUGUUGUACGGGAAAUCGAAUUGGGAGCUAUUAUAACCAUUCUCCUUGCUACGCUGACCGGAGCGUUCACAUUUGGUAACAUAGCACCCAAUUUCCAAGCGUUUGCAACUGGUAUGGCAGCAACAGAAAAGAUUCUUGCCACGGUGACCAGAAAGUCACCACUAGAUCCAUCAAUCUCUACAGGAGACAAGCUACAGGCCGUGUCCGGAACAAUCGAACUCAAGAACAUUCGCCAUGUUUACCCUUCGAGACCAGAUGUAUUGACUUUAGAUGGGAUAAAUCUUCUAUUUCCGGGUGGAAAGAUGACGGCCAUAGUUGGUGCUUCUGGCUGUGGGAAAAGUACGAUAGCAGGCUUGAUUGAAAGGUUUUAUGAACCAAUCAGUGGUGAAAUAUUACUCGAUGGCCACGACAUCACAUCUCUAAAUUUGCAAUGGCUACGCCAACAAGUAGCGAUCGUCACUCAGGAGCCCACACUCUUCUCCACAACUGUAUUCGAAAACAUCAGAUUUGGUCUGAUAGGUACUGAGCACGAAAACUCCUCUCUUAGAGUAGUAGAAGAACUUGUGUUUGACGCUGCAAAGAAAGCGAACUGUUUUGAAUUCAUUUCCGCCCUACCAGACGGAUUCCACACGACUGUUGGCGCAAGGGGCUCAUUACUCUCGGGUGGACAAAAGCAACGAGUUGCUAUUGCACGGGCUAUUAUUAGCAAUCCGAAGGUCUUGCUGCUAGAUGAGGCUACUUCAGCUCUAGAUGCCCAGGCCGAGCGGCUAGUACAGGCUGCCCUUGAUGUUGCUGCUGAGGGUCGGACAACUAUCACAAUCAGUCACCGACUCUCUACGAUCACAGGGGCAGCGAACAUUAUUGUGAUGUCUCAUGGACGUGUUGUUGAGCAAGGAACCCACAACGAACUACUUGAGAAACGUUCGAUAUAUUAUCAGUUGGUGGAGAAGCAACGCCUGUCGUCUGAAAGAAAUAUUGUUAUCAGUGAAGCAAAGUCUGCUCUCAAUAGAGGUGCCGACCUCCCGGACGUUAAGGAUGACUAUAAAGAGUCCGAUGAGUACACGCACGAGAUUAGACCAUACCACGAAGCCGAAGCUAGCGAGAGAGCUUCUGGGCGGGAAGCUAGUGACUGCAAAUACUCCUUAUGGGAGUUGAUUAAGUUCGUUGCUAACUUCAACAAAGAAGAAACACUUACCAUGGUUUUGGGUCUAUUUUGGUCCAUCAUCACUGGCGCUGGAAAUCCCACGCAGUCCGUGUUCUACGGCAAGACAAUCUCGGCAAUGUCGUUACCCCCUUCCAUGUAUGGAGAGUUACGUCGUGAGGUAAACUUUUGGAGCCUGAUGUACCUGAUGCUAGGAGGUACCGCAUUCCUAGGCUGGGGAGCAUCGGGGCUCUGUUUCGCCUACUGCUCUGAGCGCCUGAUUCAUCGUGCUAGAGAUCGUUCUUUCCGAGCAAUGCUCCAUCAGGAUAUCUUCAUGUUUGACAAACCUGAAUUCUCAGCUGGAGCUCUUACAAGUGCGCUAUCUACCGAUGCCACCAAUCUUGCCGGAAUGAGUGGUGUGACGUUAGGCUCAAUCCUCAUUGUCUCAACUACUUUGGUUGGCGGUGUGGCUUUAUCGGUUGUAAUAGGCUGGAAGCUCGGGUUAGUUUGUGCAGCAACUAUUCCAAUUGUUCUUGCUUGUGGUCUUAUCCGACUUAAGAUCCUUGGGAAGCUAGCUCGAAAUUCGAAGGCGGCGUACCAAGCUUCAGCAACUUAUGCGUGUGAAGCAAGUGCUGCUAUUAAAACAGUUGCAUCGCUUAGUCUCGAAAGUCAUGUCAAGGAACACUAUCAUAACAUAUUGGAAGCCCAGAGACAAAAAUCAGUUGUUUCCACACUCAAGUCAUCAACGCUGUAUGCAGCCUCCCAGUCGGCCCAUUUUUUCUGCAUAUCCCUGGCUUUUUGGUAUGGAGGAACUCUUAUUGUCCACGAUGGCUAUUCUGUGUUGCAGUUCUUCAUCUGUUAUGCAGCUAUAAUAGCAGGUGCAUUUAGUGCAGGAGCCAUAUUCUCAUUUGCGCCAGAUAUGAGCAAAUCCCGCCAGGCGGCCCAGGAUAUCAAAACGCUGUUAGACCGACCUGUUAACAUCGAUGCACGUCAAGGAACUGGCGAAAUUUUAACGAAAAUAGAUGGUAGUUUAGAGAUGCGCAAUAUCUAUUUCCGAUACCCUAAUAGACCGGAGAAGAUGGUUAUUGCCGGCCUAAGCCUGAGUGUCCAGCCGGGGCAAUAUAUAGGGCUUGUGGGAGCGAGUGGAUGCGGGAAGAGCACUAUCAUAGCUUUGCUAGAGCGGUUCUUUGACCCCGAGGCGGGGCAGAUACUCAUUGAUGGGAAAGAUAUUUCUAAGUUGAAUAUCAAGAACUAUAGGAGUUACCUGGCUCUGGUCAGUCAAGAGCCGACACUGUAUCAGGGAACAAUAAGGGAGAAUAUCACCCUUGGAACCAACGACGAGGACGUUUCUGAGGAGAAAAUUACCAAAGCAUUUAUAGGGGCUAGGGGAGGCAUGCUUUCUGGCGGGCAGCAGCAACGAAUAGCCAUUGCACGGGCGCUUCUUCGCGAUCCACGUAUCCUCCUCCUGGACGAGGCAACUUCCGCUCUCGAUUCAGGGUCUGAAAAGAUCGUCCAGGAUGCCCUGAAUGCGGCGGCUCAAGGCCGAACAACGGUCGCUGUUGCACACCGGAUAAGCACGGUGCAGAACGCCGACUGUAUUUAUGGUAAGAAACAAACCCCGAUCCUAAGUUGCAACGAUAAAGAUUAA